Columba livia (rock pigeon) is the source of this 501-nucleotide messenger RNA. RefSeq names its product peptidylprolyl cis/trans isomerase, NIMA-interacting 4 (gene PIN4). Gene Ontology annotation, molecular function: peptidyl-prolyl cis-trans isomerase activity; DNA binding. The record is from RefSeq and is a predicted model, not a curated record. Bases 95 to 484 code for a protein of 129 amino acids. Gene Ontology annotation, cellular component: nucleus. Gene Ontology annotation, biological process: rRNA processing. The transcript is spliced from 4 exons. NCBI's taxonomy places the organism in Eukaryota, Metazoa, Chordata, Aves, Columbiformes, Columbidae.
CCGAGCGCUGGGCGGAGGUGCCGGGGCAGGCGCAACCCCAGCCCGGCGCGCCGCGGGCAGCCCGGGGACCUCGGCGCGGUGUGACGGCAGGAAGAUGGCUCCUAAAGGGAAAGGCGGCGGCAAGGCCGGCAAGAGCGGUGAGAGCGGCGGCGGCAGCAGCGAGGGCAAAGCCCAAGGCCCGAAGGGAGGCGGCAGCGCUGUGAAGGUUCGGCACAUCCUGUGCGAAAAGCACGGCAAAGCCAUGGAGGCCAUGGAGAAGCUGAAGUCAGGGCUGCGCUUCAGCGAAGUUGCCUCGCAGUACAGCGAGGACAAAGCCCGGCAAGGGGGAGACUUGGGCUGGAUGACCAGAGGCUCCAUGGUGGGACCUUUCCAGGAAGCAGCAUUUGCCUUGCCCGUGAGCAGUAUGGACAAGCCUGUGUACACAGACCCUCCUGUCAAAACAAAGUUCGGGUACCACAUUAUUAUGGUGGAAGGCAGAAAAUAAAAAAUGUAUGACCAUAA